This is a messenger RNA of Cricetulus griseus (Chinese hamster), 6659 nucleotides long. Lineage: Eukaryota; Metazoa; Chordata; Mammalia; Rodentia; Cricetidae. The record is from RefSeq and is a predicted model, not a curated record.
AGAAGGCUUGGAAUCGGAGGCCGAGAGCCUGGAGACUAACAGCUGUUCGGAAGAGGAGCUCAGCAGCCCGGGCCGUGGAGGAGGAGGGGGUGGCCGGCUUCUGUUGCAGCCCCCGGGCCCCGAACUACCCCCGGUGCCCUUCCCGCUGCAGGACUUGGUCCCUCCAGGGCGCCUGAGCCGAGGGGAGUAUCAGCCUCAGCAGCCUCCCCCACCGCCGCCGCCUCCCGGGCCCCUCCGGCCCCUCGCGGGCCCUUCUCGGAAGGGCUCCUUCAAAAUCCGUCUCAGUCGCCUGUUUCGCACGAAGAGCUGCAACGGCGGCUCGGGCGGGGGGGAGGGGACCGGCAAGAGGCCUUCUGGAGAUCUGGCAGCUUCAGCUGCGAGCCUGACGGACAUGGGAGGCUCUGCGGGCCGGGAGCUGGAUGCGGGGAGGAAACCCAGGUUGACAAGAACUCAAAGUGCCUUUUCUCCGGUCUCCUUCAGCCCCUUGUUCACAGGUGAGACAGUGUCGCUUGUGGAUGUGGACAUUUCUCAGCGGGGCCUGACCUCUCCACACCCUCCAACUCCCCCUCCUCCUCCAAGAAGAAGCCUCAGCCUCCUAGAUGAUAUCAGUGGGACGCUGCCUACAUCUGUCCUUGUGGCUCCGAUGGGGUCUUCCUUGCAGUCUUUCCCCCUACCUCCGCCUCCUCCACCCCACGCCCCAGAUGCAUUUCCCCGGAUUGCUCCCAUCCGAGCAUCGGAAUCCCUGCACAGCCAACCCCCUCAGCACCUCCAGUGUCCCCUCUACCGGCCCGACUCAAGCAGCUUUGCAGCCAGCCUGCGAGAGCUGGAGAAGUGUGGUUGGUAUUGGGGACCUAUGAAUUGGGAGGAUGCAGAGAUGAAGCUAAAAGGGAAACCAGAUGGUUCUUUCCUGGUACGAGACAGCUCUGAUCCUCGUUACAUCCUGAGCCUCAGCUUUCGAUCACAGGGUAUCACCCAUCACACUAGAAUGGAGCACUAUAGAGGAACCUUCAGCUUAUGGUGCCACCCCAAGUUUGAGGAUCGCUGUCAGUCUGUGGUAGAGUUCAUCAAGAGAGCCAUCAUGCACUCCAAGAAUGGGAAAUUUCUCUAUUUUUUGAGAUCCAGGGUUCCAGGACUGCCACCAACACCGGUACAGCUGCUCUAUCCAGUAUCCAGAUUCAGCAAUGUCAAGUCCCUCCAGCAUCUUUGCAGAUUCCGGAUCCGGCAACUUGUCCGAAUAGAUCAUAUCCCGGAUCUCCCACUGCCUAAACCUCUGAUCUCUUACAUCCGAAAGUUCUACUACUAUGAUCCUCAGGAAGAGGUGUAUCUAUCCCUAAAGGAAGCCCAGCUCAUUUCCAAACAGAAGCAAGAGGUGGAGCCCUCCACGUAGCAGCCUCCACAAAAGCUGUUCAACACAAAGGCGUUUUGAUUGCCAAGCUCCGGUUUGAAGAACCAAAUGAAGCUACCACAAAGAAGAACUUGGCAGAAAGAGAAUAGAGAGGGGUGUGAUUCCGGCACAGACUUUGGCUCCCCUGCAGCUCUGGGGCUUGGAAGAAGCACACAACUAUCCUCCAAGUGGAGCUCCCCAUUCUACCCAACCCUGUGUCGUCCUCGCCCCCCACCUCCCAGAACUAGAUGAGCUCCUUGGAAAACUGGAAGAAGUCUUAACACUGUUUCUUUUCAGAAGUUAUGUUUUGAUAUUUACAUUUCUCAGUGUAGAAAACUCAGUGGAAGGCAGCUGGGGUUAAUACCCAUUGAGUUGAAAGUGGUGUUGGGAUGAGCAGGUCAGGGAGAGGGGAGGGGAGGGCUGGUGGUUCAGCUGGCGCCAAAGGCAGCAUUGAGUCUUUUCCAUGAACCUGGUGGAGGGGUGGGGGGCAGAGAAGUAGAGAAGAAAGAGAUUGGUAGUUUCUGAGGAAAGGCAUCUGAUUCUCAUCUCCAGCUUGAGGAGGAGAGAAGGGGUGGUGGGUAAAAGAGAAGCUGGCUGGUCCUGUCUGCUGGAGGAGUAGUGACUCCCCACUCCCUUCUAAGAGUUACAAACCUGGUUUCAGAAUCGCCUCUCAUGUUCAUUUUGUUGUGCUAAAUUCCUUAAGCUCAGUGACCCGAAGCAAACCCAGUUCUCCCUCCCCCUUCCCUCCCCCCUCAGUAACUGUACAUUUCCUCCUAUUGCUUCUGCCAGCUGUCAAGGCAGUGGUGUUUCUUGUCACCUGGGCAGUUCAGUGCUCCAGUCCUGGGCUGCCAGGUUAAUGAGCAUGCUUCCAGGUUCUUCACGGCAAAGCAAAGUACGUACAGCUGAGGAAUCCGUGUUCCCCCAUCCAUCAGCUUCUGAGAGGAAAUGUGGAGGAAGUGAGAAACAGCUACUGUGCUUCUAAAGGAGCCUUCGUAUCUCAGCCUUAAUGGGAUUAACACGGUGACGUACAGAGAGAGAGAGCAAACAUGGUGACAUACAGAGAGAGAGAGCAUCGAGUCUCACAUCACGGGUUUAUCACUGUAAUCCCACCUCUGGGAUGGGAGGUGGCAAGGGCUUCCUCAUUUUCCCACAUUCCUUCUUGCAACCCAGACAUUUCCCGAGUCCGACCCCAUGGCCCUUCCUUUACUGGUGUGUCUGUCAGUUGCUGAUUUGAAGUCACCUGUUUUCCAGAUGGAUGUGAAGGGAGGAAAGAACUUUGGUGCUUGAGCUGUCUUUGUGUCUGAAACUGGCCAUGGCCAGUCGUAGGCUACAUAGGUAUGCUCUCCUAAAGAGUUACUCUGGAAGAAGUAACUGUCAAGAUGGACAGUGGAGCUGUUGGGUCUUUCUUACUCUCCUGUAGUGUUUCAUGUGACAGCCUCCUGCGUUCUCUUUGCUUGUGUCUGUCUCAUAUGACAAACUAAACAUAGUCAGGUUGGAGUUCUAGAUGGUUUAGGGUGAAGCUCUGUGUCUUGAAAACUUAGAAAACUAUAUCAUCUGGAAAGUGGCCUGUGGGCUUCCUCUGUGUAGAGUCACCUUCUUCCUUAGCCAAACAGAAAAGAAAUGAACUGUGUAUGUGUUAGUUAGACCACUUCUGACUUCCUCAAGAUGGGUCUCAUGGUACCCUUUUCCUCCUUGAUUCAGAGAUUGACAUACCUGUGAGUUCUGCCUCUGGAGGGUACAGGUCACAAACCAUCAUACACACGGAAUGGGUCGAUCUGCAAUAGAGCCCCAAAUCUAGAAUCCAUAGAGAUCUUAAAGUGGUUAGUAUGUAGUUUGGAGGGAUUCUCUCUCCAGUUUCAGUCACCCAUAAUUUAAAAAGUAGUUUUCAUCCUGUGUUUGCAUGGCUCUGAGAUAUAGGUACUGUGGAAUGGCAUAUGAGGUAGAAGACAAGAUCCCUUCCCUGAACUAUAUAUAAAGUGACAUGCAUAUAAAGGAAUUGGAAAGCAACUCAUUGCAGCAGAAGAUCAAGGACCAUCUUUAAAGACAGAGUGGGUGUGAUCAGGGUAGACCAGAUGGUCUCGGAAAGCUCUGUGGUGAUGAGGCUUUGGGUUGUAGGCGAGGGCAGUGUAGCAGAACACUCAAACUAAAGUACAGAAGGAGAAAUCUGUGGCAAGUGUGCAGCUGCCUUAAAUAGCAGCAUCAGAGUCCUGUUUGACCACAGCAAAGGUCUAGACUGCAACUUCCCAGUAGUUGAACAGGUCUGAAGGCUAAGGGGGUGUGAAGGUGUGGUGAAGGACAAAACUAGAAGUCAGCAGACACCCCUGUGGUCCUGGGUUACCAGUGGAGAAUUUAUAUACUCAAGUGCAAACCAGACCUGUGCGGAGCAUGGGCAACUCACUGUUUUUGUCCUAGGAAAGUGUCCUGCUGCACUGUGCUCAUGAUCUGCAUGUGUUUCAGACACAGCCCAACUACAGUGUGGGAGAUGGCUCCGUGAGGCAUGGCUUGGCACCUGGGAGGCCUUGUGUAGAAGGGAGUGGUUGGGGAGAGCAGUUGAGGCCGUUGACUACUGCAGGCUGGCUAGACAAUGGAAGCAGGAGCAAGGCCAGAAGUCAGCAUUUGUCUUCGCCCUCUGCCUAUGCUGGGCAGUGCUAGUGGAAAUGCAGUCCACAGAGGGGACUCACUUGUCUUUGGUGGUUAUGUACCAGCCACAAACCAGGAAAGGCCAUCACUUCUAGAGACCUGCUGUGGAUUUCUGAGUUGUGGUUGGGGAGUCACUACUCCCAGGAGCAGCCUAUGCAACCUUCAUUUGUUUAUAACUGAUCAUUUGUAACCUUCCUCAAGAUGGGUAUGUGCCAGUGUAAGCUAGUGGCAGCCACUGCUGCAACCUAUUACAACUUGAAAUGCAUGUCUGCUGGUAGCAUAGGAAUGAGGGGAGCAGGGGCUUGGCUGUGGGGUCCAGCUGACCUGGUUUGAUAUUUAGGCUGACCAUGGCCUAGUUUGCUGCUUAUGCCAAGGUGAAGUAAAUGUAGAUGGCAAUGCCAGCCUCUUUAAAGAUCUUGGAAGUGUCCUGUUUCCCCUUUCCCACUGUCACUUAGGCUAAGCCACUGUUUGAGGCCAAGCAGUGAGUGAUGGGAUGGAUGGCUACACAUUCUCCUCAGAUACACAUCCCUUAAGGACUGGAGAAUAGUUCAGAGUACAGUCCCAGGAAGUACCCCGGGGAGCCAACACCCUUUCAGCCUUUCCCCAUGCUCCUAGAAGGGCCUGCUUGAAGCCCCUAUCCCAAUGGGAAGUAGGGACAGGAGAAACUUCCCCCAGGUAAGAUAUUUUCCUUCCUUGUUGCCUCUCCUGACCUUUGAACCCAGGAGUCAGAGGUCAAGUCACUGAGAUGUAAGGAGCUGCCGCAAGUUCUGGAAGUCUGCGUGAAUGUGUCCUCAUUUGUAGAAGUCUUGUCUGCAGUCGGAGUGUUGAGAGCAUCUCCACUAGCAGGGACUAGGAUUUGUUUUCCACUUUAAGAGAAUGGCAUGCCCCCUGUGUGGAGGGGAAGAGCUCUGAGUUAGACAUUUUCCCUAUGGGAAUCCUCUUGGUUUGGUUUGUGGGAAGAGGGGAGUGGAUAAAUGGUUUUUAUUUCUAGUCAUCAACACAGCUGUCCUUACACUAAAUUUGUGCUAUUGCAUACAUGUAGCCAUCUUUCUUUUCACUGCAGCAGUGUUUAUCAGUAGUUCAAAAUGAUUUAUUUGCUCCUGGGGAGUAAAACCUUUUUUAUUAAAAAGAGAAAAAAAAAAGGAAAAAAAAAAAGAAAAAGAAAGAAAGAAAGAAAGGUAUGCCCCAUUAAGAUAGCUGUAGGAUUAUUGGGCCACAAGAGUCAAGUCUGCAAGUCCCCAUGGUACAUCCCGUUUUGGCAUUGGAGCCUUUGUGCUCAGUACAGUGUGCCAGGAGGCCUUCCUUGAACACGUGGAGAACAUUUUGGGGAGUGAGAUGGGAAUGAGUCACCGAGGGCUCUGGGAACUCAGUACUGCAGUUGAAAAUAGAGUACUGAUUCUGUAGUCCGCCAGAGAAGGGAACCUUUCUUUACAUGCAGAUUUCAUGUGUCCUUGACUUUUCAUUGCUUCCUGGUGUCCUGGGUAGGGGUCACCUAGUUUUCUUCUGGUGUCCCUCUUGUCUUUCCUGUCCUUUGUCCUGUCCCUUCCCACUUCAUCUACCUCCCGGAAAGCCAAUCCCGCAUGCUGAGUUUGUGACAUGCCUUCACUCCCAUUUCAUCUUAGAGGGUUUUAAGGGUCCCUGGAGCUGCUCCCUGCCCACCUAUCCUCCUCACAAUGCCAAGAGGCAUCAAGGAGCAAACAAAAGCAGCCAGCUGUAGCGGGCAGACAGCAACAUUGGAUCGCAGCUGGACUGCGAUGGCAGCUGCUUCUGGAGACAGAUAGGGAAAAUAAGACACUUCUUCAGCCCACUUGGGUGUGACCCCUACUGUGCACACAGCUCAGUGGACAGUGGGUUGGUCUGACCACUCCAUCCCUGGUGCUCCCAAGAGGGACAGGCAAGAUCCAGGCACCGCACUGGGCAGGCCAGACAUUGGGAUGCCCACACUGGUGCUGCAAGGCACAGGCACUGCUGUGCAUUCUGGUGGUUUUUCAGAAACUCCAUGCUGAGGGGUGUCAUUCUGGACUCAGUGGUUAGGGGGUUCUUCACUAGAGGGGAGCCAUACUCCUGCAACCACUCUGUCUGGCUUAGCCACCCCUGCCCUCCGAGCCAAAGCGUGGCCUGGUUUUUGUCUUCCCAUUUAGUUUUCCUCCUUUAUUCUCCCUUUUUGUGCUUAAUUUAUUAAAAUAGUUGCUGUAUAAUUUAUUUUCAUAAAGUAUAAAAAUAACUAAAUGGUUAAAAUAGACUUGCAGGCCAAUCUUAAAUGGGUGGGGGGGUCUGGGGUGGGAUGGGGAAAGGGAAAGAUGUUUUGAUAUAAACAAAUGCACUUUGGGUGUGUUUUGGUAUUUUUCUGGGCAUAGAGGGGUGGGUGUUGGGAUGUCCCUAUAGAUUAGUUCCAGAAUGGGGUGUUUGUAAAUACUGUAUUAAUAGGCAUGUUUGACUCUUGUAAAAGGGACAUUAGUAGCUGCUGCAGGUCCUGUUUGGAAACCCUGUGUAUAAUUCCCGGUUUUUUGUAAGUGUCAGUGCGGGAGACAUUUGACUCUUGUGUUUGUAUCUCCUUUUUAUGAUUGCUGUACCGACCCAUGUCUUUUUGGGGAGGGAUGAAAAAGAGAUUUGAAAUAAAAAUGUUUAGAAAUGA